CUUUUUAUAAUGCAGUGAUUUUUAUUAUGUCUGAAGAGUGGAUAGCCUUGCCAAAAAAUGAUUAGAUUCCGUUUUUUUUAAUUGAUUAAACCACCGGUCACUUUUGACGGUUUACACGACUUUAAAGAAUGCGCCCCGCUCCACCUGUAGGGGGCAGUGAUGCGCCAUGCCGCGUUGAGUCUGCAGGAAAACUCCCAAAAGUGUAUACUCGAGUUACUUUAACCUGUGUCGGCUGAGGACCACUUCCACUACCAUGGGACGUAAAAAGCAUGGCCAAAGCGAAAGGGCAGUAAACAAGGGCAAAGACAAGCGGCACAGAAAUAAAGGAAAGUCUCUGGAGACUUUUACCGAAGAGAUGCAUGAGGCUCUGCAAGCCAGUGAAGAUGCAGUGUCCGAGGAUGCUGUACAUGUUAAGUUGCCCUGCCCUUUGGCGAUGUGGGAAUUGGGUCACUGUGACCCUAAACGCUGUACGGGACGUAAACUGGUGCGAAAGGGCUUUGUGCGCUGCCUUCGACUCAACCAGCGCUUCAGUGGCCUCAUCCUCAGCCCAAUGGGCACUAGAUAUGUUACACCUGCAGACAAGGAGAUCGUGGCUCAGAGUGGAGUUGCAGUGAUUGAUUGUUCAUGGGCGAGACUUGAGGACACGCCCUUCAGUAAGAUGACUGGCUCCCACCCACGACUCCUACCAUACCUAUUGGCAGCCAAUCCUGUGAAUUAUGGCAAACCCUGUAAGCUGAGCUGUGUAGAGGCCUACGCUGCCACCUUCUGCAUCGUAGGUUUUCAGGACCUAGCAGUGCUCCUGUUGAGGAAGUUCAAGUGGGGAAAGGGAUUUCUUGAGUUGAAUAAAACACUUCUAGAGCGCUAUGCUGCCAGCAAAUCAGAAGAGGAGCUGCUCGCAGUGGAGAAAGAGUACCUCACCUCUGCUUCCCCAGAGGAAGAGAUAGAUCCUUUUGAUGUAGACUCUGGAAGAGAGUAUAUGAACCUCAACAGGCCUCUGAGGGUGGAAGAGGACGACACUGAAAGUGACGAGGAAGAGACGUCAGAAGAGGAAGAAGAGGAAGAAGAUGAAGAUGAGAGAAAAGAGAAGAAGGAGAAAGUGGAGAAAGUAGAAGACGACUGAAGCAAAGAGGAGGCGACCUAAGACAAUCAAGUACAUGAAUAAAGGGCAGAUAAUGGACCGAACAGUGGAUACUAAAGAAAGGAGAAACCCAUUGUGUUUCGUUUUUUUUUUUUUUUAUCAUCACGCUGUGCUCAGUAAUCCAGCCCAGGGUUUUUGCUUGUAAAAGAACUUGGUAGUGAAUAGAUCCCAAAUUUGUGCACAUGUUUGCUCUGGAACAGAACUGUUGCUCAGAAUGGCUCUGUGAUUCAGCUGUGUUAAACCAAUAGGGUAAAGAAGGAACUUUUAUGGGGGUGUAUUAUGGUCUAGCAGUUGACCUGUGUGUGUCAGAACAUUUUUAUAAAUAUAAUCAUAAUUUAUUGGAAUUUCAAUAAUGCUAAGAGCUUGUAAUUUGGGUGAUUAUACCAUUUGUAAAUCUAUUGUAUUAUAAUCUAAUCAUAUUUACUCAUUAAUAAACACAAUUGUAUUUUGAAAGGAAAUAGUUAAAGAUUUCUUUGGGAUUAAAAGUCAGAAAUAAUUAGAUUGGAUAUAUUUUUGGCUUGUCUAUUGAAGAACUCUGCUGCAAGCUCAGUCCUGAACCUUGUAAGUGUCCUUUGUAACACAGUGUAUGGUGCUAGUUUUGUUAUAAAAGGAUAGUUGCCCUUUUAAAGAAAUAAACAAGUAUUCUGAUGGGAAA
Messenger RNA from Pygocentrus nattereri (red-bellied piranha), 1793 nucleotides. RefSeq names its product TSR3 ribosome maturation factor (gene tsr3). The coding region runs from base 254 to 1120 and encodes 288 amino acids. The record is from RefSeq and is a predicted model, not a curated record. Gene Ontology annotation, molecular function: rRNA small subunit aminocarboxypropyltransferase activity. Lineage: Eukaryota; Metazoa; Chordata; Actinopteri; Characiformes; Serrasalmidae. The transcript has 7 exons. Gene Ontology annotation, biological process: maturation of SSU-rRNA.